AUUCCAGGUGGGACUUACAAGCUUGGUGCUGGCUAGAACCAGUUUUUCUUCUUUCCUAGGUCACAAAAGGGGAGGAAUCACAGCAGCGGGAGUGACACUUCUGCGAGUUAAGACUGCAUUGGAGAGCUUGCUUCUCUUUCCACUUCAUCAGGUAGCUUCCAGUCCUGCUUAGAUACAAUUUAAUAUACACUGACCUGGCCUAAGAAACUUAGGCUGGAACAUUAACAAAUUAUAUAUUUUGGAACAACUGUAUUGUUACUGAACAAUGUCUUCAAUCUUAAAAGCAUUUGGGAGAGAAGAGAAAGAAAAGAAAGAUGAAAAGGACAAAGGAAAAGACCAUAAAGACCAUAAAGACCAUAAAGACCAUAAAGUUGGAGACAAGAAAGACAAGAAAAAGAAAAAGGAGAAAAAGGAGAAAAAGCAUGAUGGGCAAGAUGAUGACAGCUCCAGCAGUAGCAGCAGCUCUGACAGUGAUUCUGGAAAGGCUCACAGUGGUGAUAAGAAGAAAAAGGAAGAGAAAUGACUUUGAGGCAGUCUACACCUUCCAGCUGAAUUAAAGCUGAACUAGUGAAGGGUAUUCGUUGGGCAUUGGGAGAGAAGAAGAAAACUCUGUUCAUUCCCAUCAAAAUAAAAUGUCUUUAUUUUGGUUUACAUUAACAAUAA
This is a messenger RNA of Python bivittatus (Burmese python), 663 nucleotides long. The record is from RefSeq and is a predicted model, not a curated record. NCBI's taxonomy places the organism in Eukaryota, Metazoa, Chordata, Lepidosauria, Squamata, Pythonidae.